UCGACUAUUGUACCAAUUAUAUCUACUCAAGGUCAAUACGGAGAGGGGGACAAGAUUUUAAUCUCCCUUAAAUUUUGUUAUCGGAUAAAACAAACAAAUUUUACAUUUCUUCUAAGUACCUGGCUAUCACUUCAAUGUUAACUAAAAUAAUUAUGAGUAUAAUAUCACAUAUAUAAUGGUUCAAGUUAUAAAAUUGCAAUAAACUAAUAAAUAAAUUUAGGUACCUAUUCCAAAAGAUAUAUUUUAUGUCCUCCACCUAUUUACUAGGUAUAUUUUAUGAUAUGAUAAAACAACAAUUUUCGCACUGCAGGACCGGCGCCCAAUUAUUAUACAAUACCCGCGACUAUAGGCUUCGUCAAGCACACUCUGACUAAACGUCGUCUUCCGUCUACGACGAUUGGACGGAAACGCGUCAAUAGCCCUGGCCACGGUCAUGGACUGUUGUACAACCUAAGGGAUCAGACCCGUUUUGGAAGACUCUACCAGCCGGACUUCGGGUUAGGCAGAAGGAGGCCGUUGCCACAAGAACACUUGCCGGCACCGAACACUUACUAUCCAAAAAUGGACUCGGUACGACCCAAAGCACCGAAAGCGUCUUUCAAAAGUCGCACGCUGCAAUUUGGCCGUAUCGACGACGGUUAUCCUAGUCCGAACACGUACACGCUGCCAUUGUCAGACGUAUAUCGGCGGUCAAAAAAAACAGCACUCGUCUGUACGAUAGCACCGCGUUUUAAAGUUGUAUCCGAGGCAGUACCGGCACCGAAUACCUAUUCUUUACCCGCAACCGGCACCUAUAAGUAUGGACAGACUGUGCAAUCGACCAUUCAACUUAGGCGCCCAGAGCAGAUUGAGAGUCGCGCGCCGCCACCCAAUAGAUACUACUUAGCCAAAACUAAAAGUCCGGCCAAGACGUUUGGACAAAGAGACUGUCACAAGCGAUCCGUUUACCUGACCGUCGAAGAUUUGUGGUGUUGAAUUAUUGGAACAAUCAAUAUUUUAUGAAUUUUAUGUCACUUAAAUAAUUUCAAAAUUGUCUGUCAAUGCACUUCAAUAUUUAAAAUAUAACAGAGUAAAAUUUA
Messenger RNA from Myzus persicae (green peach aphid), 1079 nucleotides. RefSeq lists its product as uncharacterized. The coding region runs from base 562 to 975 and encodes 137 amino acids. The transcript has 3 exons. Lineage: Eukaryota; Metazoa; Arthropoda; Insecta; Hemiptera; Aphididae. The record is from RefSeq and is a predicted model, not a curated record.